UUGCAAUGAAAUAACAAAUGCGGUCACAUCAGUAUAUAAGGGCUUUUUUUGUUUUACUGUAGAUCAGUGGAAUAAACAGCCGAAAUGAUAUCAACAUACCAUUCGAUUAAAUCCAAUGUAGUUUAUCAUGAGAAAUACAUGUCUAAUGCAACAACAACAAAACACAUGUAAAAGCAACCCUUCUAGAAAAGUGAAGAAUAUUCUAAACAUGUCUCUUUGACACCUGGCGGAUGGAAGGUGCAACAACAGAAUCAGCAGCAGACGUUUCCUUACAGCCGCAUUCUACGAGCCACCAGAGGCAAAGAGGAGUGACUUGCACAGUUUUGAAAACAAGCAGGGAAAAUGGCAGACGGAGAGGACGAGAAGCUACCGUCCGGGUGGGAAAAGCGGAUGAGCCGCAGUUCCAGUAGAGUGUACUACUUUAACCUUCCCAUCACCAAUGCCAGCCAGUGGGAGCGUCCGGUGGGGUCAGGUGAUGGGAGUGGCGAGCCAGACAAGGUGCGUUGUUCCCACCUCCUGGUGAAGCACAGCCAAUCGCGUCGCCCGUCCUCCUGGAGGGAGGAGAACAUCACGCGCUCCAAAGAGGAGGCCCUCGACCUCAUACAAAAGUACAUAGAGCAGAUGCAGUCAGGAGAGGAGGAGUUUGAGGCUCUGGCCUCUCAGUUCAGUGACUGCAGCUCCGCACGCAACGGAGGAGACCUGGGACUGUUCGGCAGAGGUCAGAUGCAGAAGCCCUUCGCUCUGAAGGUGGGAGACAUUAGUUGUGAUAGAGGUGUGUGUGUGUUUCAGGUCAGAUGCAGAAGCCCUUCGCUCUGAAGGUGGGAGACAUUAGUUGUGAUAGAGGUGUGUGUGUGUUUCAGGUCAGAUGCAGAAGCCCUUCGCUCUGAAGCUGGGAGACAUUAGUUGUGAUAGAGGUGUGUGUGUGUUUCAGGUCAGAUGCAGAAGCCUUCGCUCU
Molecule: messenger RNA, 955 nt
Organism: Oncorhynchus nerka (sockeye salmon)
Lineage: Eukaryota; Metazoa; Chordata; Actinopteri; Salmoniformes; Salmonidae
Gene: pin1
Product: peptidylprolyl cis/trans isomerase, NIMA-interacting 1
Exons: 5
Coding region: 343-816 (157 amino acids)
Cellular component (GO): nucleus; cytosol
Molecular function (GO): protein binding; peptidyl-prolyl cis-trans isomerase activity
Source: RefSeq, a predicted model, not a curated record